CUCCAACUUGCCGCGGUCUGCUCUGCAGAGGCGCGGACAGUGGACAACGCGCACUGGGCGCGCUGGGAGCGCGGGCCCCGCGCGGCCCCCGAGCUGCUGAUAACUCUGCGCGUGGCCCUCACGCCCCGCAAGAGCGACGAGCAAUUGGGACAGCUAGUGGCGGCCGUGACGGACCCUGCGUCGCCGCUGUACGGACAGCACCUGGCCAGCUCGGAGCAGCUCCGGAAGCACUUCGCGCCGCCGGACGCCAGUCUCCGGAGCUUCCAGCAGGUCGUGCAGGACGCCCAAGUGCUGCGGGCCGAGCCGGCGGGCGCGGUGCAAGAUUUGUGGCACCUGGAGCUCGCGGUGGCUGCGGCGGAGCGACUUUUCGGCACCAAAAUGUUCCACUACACGCACCGCCAACGCUCCGGGCUGUCGGUGGUCCGUCCUGAAGAGAGCUACAGCAUCCCUCAGGAGCUGGAGGGGGUCGUGACCUACGUGGACGGACUCGAGAGUUUCCCGACGGAAAUGCAGGCCAAGUUCAUGCAGGGAGGAGGCACGGACGAGAAGGACCCGUUCGCUGUCAGGGAGCAACCCUUCGCGAACGACUUCUUCGUUGGGACGAGCGGGGCGACGCCGGCUGUGAUCCGUGAGCAGUACGACAUUCCGGAGAAGCUCACAGUCAACUCGAGCACCUAUGGCGUGGCUGAAGAGAGCGCGCGGACGGACCAGGUGGAUCGCUACAAGCUCGUGGUGGGCACGUUCCUGCACGAAUUCUACAACGAGAUGGAUCUGAACCAAUUCCUGCGCACGAUCGACGGACAGCACCAAACUUUCAAGAUGCCGACGACGACGGGGCCGUGCACGACUCAAGGCCCCACUGGUGAGGCGUCCUUGGAUAUCCAGGUGACGGCAGGUCUGACGGCGCAUGAGACUGGAGAUGCCUCAACCAUCGAGAUGCUGUGUUACACGCAGCUCCGAGACCAGGCAAGAGGCUACGCUCCAGACAACCAGGAGCCGUUCUUCACCUUUAUGCAGGACGUGAACGCGAUGCAGCCCCCACCCGCCGUCGUGUCCAUCAGCUACACGGACGACGAGUGCAGCGUACCGGUCGCGUACGCCGAAGCGGUGAACCGCGAGCUCAUGAAGGCAGCUCUCCGUGGCAUUUCGAUCCUGGUCUCUGCAGGUGACGCCGGCGUUCGAGGCAGCCACCUGGCUGACGGCUUCUGUCGCGUGCCAACAUGCUCCAAGUUUAUGGCCAUGUUCCCAGCGUCGUCGCCGUACGUGACAGCGGUAGGAGCUACGACCAUCGCCACGGGCUCUGCUCGAGAGGCCAACGGGAAGUGGAAGGAGGCCGUGACUUCCACUGCUCAAGCUCGGGCGCUCAUCACAUCUGGCGGUGGAUUUAGCGACCUCUACGACAUGCCCGAGUACCAACGCAAAGCUGUGGGUCCUUACAUGGACUUCGCUAACUCGUCUGGGCUCUCACCAUAUUUCAGAGACACCGGAAGAGCACUUCCGGAUAUCGCAGCGGUGGGGCACGCCUUCCCUGUGGUUGUCAACGGCGCGGUGGGUGCGACGGAUGGCACAUCUGUGUCUGCCCCUGUGGUGGCCUCGAUGAUCGCGCUGCUCAAUCGGGCGCUGCCCAACCUGCCGCCACUCGGGUUCCUGAACCCACUGCUCUAUCGGCUGUAUGAUGUGUGCCCUCAAGUGUUCGCCGACAUCACCCACGGCGACAUCUCGUGCGGUUCGAGAGGGAUGCAGUGCUGCAGCAAAGGGCACAUGGCCACUACUGGAUGGGACGCAGCUUCGGGUCUUGGAACGCUCCGCUUCUCUACGAUGCUGAAGAACCUCCCCGAUUGCUUGGCGCGCAUUAGAGCGUCAAACGAUUUUGCUGCCGCCGAGCAAAUGGCUACGAUGUUGCUGGACGAGGAGCCUGACGUCGAGUCUGCGAUCCACAUGAAGAGCUGGACGGCGGGCGAGCAACAAGCCACUCGCUUCCUGGGCGUCGUCGGUCUGAUUGGUGCUGUCACUUUGGUCGGCGUAUUGGUGGCUCUGCGCGAGAGGCUCUUUUUGGACUCGAGUGAUCCCCAGAGAGCAGGCUCGAGGCGGUAUGGCUCUUGUGCUGCUCACGACUCAGCACGCGAAUACUUGCUCUCUCAC
Molecule: messenger RNA, 2142 nt
Organism: Phytophthora sojae
Lineage: Eukaryota; Oomycota; Peronosporomycetes; Peronosporales; Peronosporaceae
Exons: 1
Biological process (GO): proteolysis
Molecular function (GO): serine-type endopeptidase activity; tripeptidyl-peptidase activity
Source: RefSeq, a predicted model, not a curated record